AUGGACCUCCCGCCACCCUUGACUAGAUCUCCCGUCUCUCCGCCAAAUUCAUACUCCCCUUCGGCUAGAUCUUCUUCCAUCGACUACCCGUCGCCGGAACUCGUGGCUCAGCACUACAGCCUCAGCCUAUACGGAUCUUCAUGCUCCAUGGCCUCGUCGGCUCAGGAACCAGAUCAUUCCCACACUCCUCUGGACAGCAUGGGCCAGCAGGAAUGGGCUCAUGUUACCAACCAGACAAUGCCUAGCAUCGUCUCGGCAGCAUACGACGGCUUUGGGAAUUUUGGUUCAGCCGCUUCUUUUGGACAUCAUGAUGUCUACGCUUCACACCAGAACCAGGACUCCAUUCUCUCCUACAGCCCUCCUCCCACACACCCGCGAUCGCCAGUUGGCUCUUUGAGGAGUCCUUUGGGUUACACCUCGGGCACGCCGAUGAUGCUGCAGUCCAUGACGCCCAGGAUCAAGGUCGAGGCCGCACCUCUGGAUUACCGCCACGGAGGGGACAUGACGCAGUACCCCUCGCCCGCCAGGUCACUGAACGCAUACCCAGCAGACGUCGGCGUCUACUCCACGACGGUGCCCAGCUCCGGGUAUCUCUCGGACACGCAGUCCUCGGCAUGGAGCAAUAAGGACUACAACUCGGCCGAGAACGACAGCUACUACAGCCCAGGCCAGUCGAGUCUGGGUGGGUCCGGCGACCGGCAGAAGCAGGAGCGGGCGGUGCGGCCGUUGAAGAAGGCAAAGAGGACGACGACGAGCAAGGAAGAUGCCAACUUCUUCUGCGAGGUCAAGGGCUGCGGCAAGAUGUUUAGCAGGAGCUACAACUACAAGGCGCACAUGGAGACGCACGACGAGAAGAGGGAGUAUCCCUUCCCGUGCCAGACGACAGGCUGCACCAAGAGGUUUGUGCGCAAGACGGACCUCCAACGACACCAUCAGAGCGUGCACAUGAAGGAGCGCAACCAUAAGUGCGACUACUGCGGCAGGUUAUUUGCGAGAAAGGACACGCUGAGAAGGCACAUGGAAGACGGUUGUCCCAAACGCUUCGACAUUGGCACCCUUGACCUGCGCGCCGAGAGCUAUUCGCAGAGACCAGUCAGCUCCGACAUGGGCAUGCUCUCGCCGACGCACAGCACGCUACCCCCGUUGACGAUGCCUUCUAUUGGCAGCAACGUAAUGAUGAUGGCUCCAGCGAGGGGCAGAGACAUAUUGCCGAGCAACGACCAGGGUGGAAGACCACAAGGCUGGGGUCGUUGA
Messenger RNA from Pyricularia pennisetigena, 1254 nucleotides. RefSeq lists its product as uncharacterized. NCBI's taxonomy places the organism in Eukaryota, Fungi, Ascomycota, Sordariomycetes, Magnaporthales, Pyriculariaceae. Gene Ontology annotation, molecular function: RNA polymerase II cis-regulatory region sequence-specific DNA binding; DNA-binding transcription factor activity, RNA polymerase II-specific. The record is from RefSeq and is a predicted model, not a curated record. Bases 1 to 1254 code for a protein of 417 amino acids. The transcript has 2 exons. Gene Ontology annotation, biological process: regulation of transcription by RNA polymerase II.